CUGGCGAGACUUGGAGCCGGGUUGGGGGCGGGCCUUCCGGUGGAAGGGCGCGUGGGAGAGGAAGGUCAGCACUGGGGACUCUUCCUCCCUCCUGCCCCAGAAAUGUCUUCACUUUCAGAAUAUGCCUUGCGCAUGACUCGCCUGAGUGCCCGGCUAUUUGGUGAAGUUGCCAGGCCUACUGAUUCCAAAUCCAUGAAAGUGGUGAAACUGUUUAGUGAGCAGCCUUUGGCCAAGAGGAAGGAGACAUAUGACUGGUAUCCAAAUCACAACACUUAUUUUGCGCUCAUGGGGAUACUGCGUUUUUAUGGCCUCUACAGAGACGAGCAUCAGGACUUCAAGGAGGAGCAGAGACGUCUGAAGAAACUUCGUGGAAAGGGGAAACCAAGGAAAGGAGAAGGAAAAAGAGCAGCAAAAAAGAAAUAGUGUUUGUCAGUGCGGAGAGAAACUUCCUCCUCUGCAACUGAGAGCAGAAGCAAGAGUUUAUUCUCUUUCCCCAUGUUGAAUGAGGAACACAUGCUCCGUGUUGAAGUCUGAUCCAGUUAAAGUGUGACCGGU
This is a messenger RNA of Myotis lucifugus (little brown bat), 555 nucleotides long. It is a transcript of the gene MRPS33, whose product is annotated as mitochondrial ribosomal protein S33. NCBI's taxonomy places the organism in Eukaryota, Metazoa, Chordata, Mammalia, Chiroptera, Vespertilionidae. The coding region runs from base 103 to 423 and encodes 106 amino acids. The record is from RefSeq and is a predicted model, not a curated record. Gene Ontology annotation, cellular component: mitochondrion. The transcript has 3 exons.